This is a messenger RNA of Pocillopora damicornis (cauliflower coral), 3671 nucleotides long. Its product is annotated as protein flightless-1 homolog. Gene Ontology annotation, cellular component: nucleus; actin cytoskeleton; cytoplasm. Gene Ontology annotation, biological process: actin polymerization or depolymerization; barbed-end actin filament capping; myofibril assembly. NCBI's taxonomy places the organism in Eukaryota, Metazoa, Cnidaria, Anthozoa, Scleractinia, Pocilloporidae. The record is from RefSeq and is a predicted model, not a curated record. Gene Ontology annotation, molecular function: phosphatidylinositol-4,5-bisphosphate binding; actin filament binding.
CUGUCCCUGAUGAACUAGGGAGUGGACCAGAGUUCUAUAAUGUAGACUUUACCUUACAGACCCAGCUAAGAAUGGCCACAGGGGCCCCACCACCACCACAACCCAACAAAGAUUCUUAUGCAAGAAAGAUGCGAAUGAGGGGAAGGCGCUAUCAAAGCCAGUCAGAGGAACUCAAGGGUAUGGUAGAGGAUGCUGAGGAGAAAAAAGUCUCAGGAAAGAACAAGAGAUUGGGUAAAAAGCAAGACUCAGAUGAGCCUGAGAAACUUUUGAAGGGUAGGAAGUGGAACGAGGCAUUAGUGAAACCUAAUCUGAAUUAUAAUGAUUUCUUUAAUGAAGACACUGGCCAAGAACCUGGUCUGGUAGUAUGGCAAAUUGAAAAUUUCCUGCCAGUUUCAGUUGAUGAAUUGUUUUAUGGAAAGUUUUAUGAAGCUGACUGCUACAUUGUUCUCAAGACUAGUUUUGAUGACACAGACCAGUUGUUUUGGCAAAUAUUUUACUGGAUUGGAAAAGAAGCCUCGCUUGACAAGAAGGCUUGCUCAGCUAUCCAUGCUGUAAAUCUAAGAAAUUUCCUUGGUGCUGAGACACGGACUGUGCGUGAGGAACAGGGAGAUGAGUCAGAGGAAUUCUGUGAACUGUUCGAAAAUGGCCUCAAUUAUGUUGAGGGUGGUACAGCUAGUGGAUUUUACACAGUUGAAGAUCCAAUCUACCCUACAAGGCUUUUCAGGAUUCUCAAUCAAUCCAAAGUACAACUUGAGCCAGUGGAAGUGAGCACUUCAUCUCUGGAUCCAACUUUCUCAUUUGUAUUAGAUGCUGGACUUAAGAUGUUUAUUUGGUCUGGAGCAAGGGCAAAAGGAACAAUGAAAACAAAAGGAAGGUUGUUUGCAGAAAAGCUGAACAAAAAUGAUCGAAAAAACAAAGCAGAAAUUAUAAUGUGUGAAACGGGAGAUGAACCUGCCGAAUUUUGGAGAAUUCUUGGUGGUCGUCCAACAGAUGAAAUUAUGGAAAAACCAGAGUACAAUGAACCACCUCCUGUGCCUAUUCUGUACCAAGUAGCUCUAGGACUAGGUUACUUGGAGCUUCCACAAGUGGAUACUAAUGGAGGGAAAUUGAGCACAAAAAUGCUUGAAAAUAAGCAUGUCUAUAUUUUGGAUUGUCAUUCUGAGAUUUUUGUUUGGAUUGGUCGCAAAUCAGCUCGUCUUGUACGUGCUGCAGCAAUGAAGCUCUCUCAGGAGCUUUAUGCUAUGAUUGACCGUCCACAAUUCACUGUUCAGAUACGUAACCUCCAGGGGGCUGAAUCCCAAAUGUUUAAAGCUCGAUUUAUUGGCUGGGAUGAUGUGCUUGCGGUGGAUUACACUCUCAGUGCUGAUUAUGUUGCAAAGGCCUCAAAACAGCUUGGAGUCACUAACAUAACCACAAAAGAAGCACAAGCUAAGCUCCAGAAGGUUGCAAAGGUUGAUCUAUCUGCUUUGUUCACUACUCGGCAACAGCCCAUCCCUAAUAAUGAGCAGGAACAAUAUGUGGAGGAAUGGAAUGAAGAUCUAGAUGGUAUGGAGUGCUUUGUUCUGGAGGGGAGGAAAUUUGUCCGUCUUCCUGAAGAGGAAAUUGGACAUUUUCAUACUGGAGACUGUUAUGUGUUCUUGUGUCGUUACUGGGUGCCAGUUGAACAACCUGAGGGAGAGGAAGAUGAUGAUGAACCAGUGGAACAAGAAGAAGACUUUCAAUGUGUUGUGUACUUCUGGCAGGGAAGAGAUGCAAACCAGAUGGGUUGGCUGACAUUUACAUUCAGUCUUCAGAAGAAAUUUGAGUUGUUAUUUGGUGAAAAACUAGAGGUUGUGAAGACACAGCAGCAACAAGAGGCCCCAAGAUUUCUAGCUCAUUUCAAAGGAAAGUUCAUCAUUCACAAGGGAAAACGCAAGGAGCCAGUGAAACCAGAAGAAAAGAAUAAACCUCAGUUCUACCAUAUCCGCUCCAGUGGCGGCAUUCUGGCCAAGAGAGUGAUUCAGAUUGAAACUGAUGCUAGACAUCUGAACUCUGAAUUCUGCUACAUCCUGAAAGUUCCAUUUGAAAAUUACUCUGAAGAUGGAAUCAUAUAUGUAUGGAUUGGCAGCAAAGUCUCAGAAAGUGAAGCUGAUCAUGCCAAGGAACUCGGAAAUGAAAUUUGGGAUAGUGGCUACACAGUUCAAAUUGUCAAUGAAGGAGAUGAACCAGAGAACUUCUUCUGGGUGGGUCUUGGAGGAAAGAAAGACUAUGAUAAGUCUGCAGAGUACAUCAAUUAUGCUCGUCUGUUCCGCUGCUCUAAUGAAAAGGGGUACUUUUCAGUCUCUGAAAAGUGUUCUGAUUUUUGUCAGGAUGACCUAGCAAGUGAAGAUGUUAUGAUUCUUGACACUGGACAUGAGGUAUAUGUUUGGAUGGGACCUCAGUCCAGUGAUGUUGAAAGGAAGAUGGCCAUCAAAAGUACACAGGUUUAUAUUCAGCAUCUUAUGCAGCUUGACAGUGGUCCAAUCAGGAAGCUGCGCUGCACCUUCAGAGGGAAAGAACCACACCACUUUACCAGAUGCUUUCAUGGCUGGGGCCAAUUUCACGAUCCAAAGAUGUAAAAUUUUGCAAUUUAGUAGCCCUGAGCCACACGGAAAAGACAUUGACAAGCCAUCUUUGAACACAAUGGGUUUUCCUAUCAUACUUCUUUCCUGCCAAGAAAAAGUUGUUGAACACACAUUUACAGGAAUUAAUGCUCGACAAUAGUAUGGCUGCCUUAAUUCUGCAAGCUACAUUCUUAACUUUGGACAAUGUGGUGCUGUUUAUCACUCUGCAGGUUCAAUGAUCAUUAAAAUGCUAGUCUCAGUUUUUCUCUUAUUGAAGGAAUGGAAUGGGUAUAAAUCUGCAAGCAAAGUAUCAGGGAAACAUAAAGAAAUGGUAUGGAAAAUGAGGGAGGUAAUCUAAAUUGGAGCAAUGUCCAAAGAACUUUCAAAUCCAGUUGACUUUGGCAUCAUAUUUUCACUGGCAAGAACAAGUUCUUUCAGUUUUGCAACACCUGAUAAAUGGAAAGUACUCCAAGUGUCAAAAUGAUUCUCUAAGCAACUCCACAGCCUUACACCUGUUUCUACAGUAAAUCUCUUGAAGAAAAUAAACCAUUUUGCAUUAUUUAACAUAGAGUACAAUAGACUUUGUUUAAAUUGAUCUUUAUUGAUAACAAAAUGAAGUUACUCUUGUUGAGAAGGUUAACACACUUUUUAUGUCAAGAUUUACAAAAAAACGUGUAAAUAUUUCUGUGAAAGUGUAAUGAAUGUAGGUUAAUCCUUGCACUUAGAAAGUUUUGAGCCUUUGAAGCAAUUUAUUAAAUGGAAAAACUGCAAAGGAACAUCUUGGUCUAUUGCAUACAAGUAUUCAUUAUUUUGUUGCUGCACACAAUUCUUUAUACUUUUUACUCUAUUGCAUUUAUUUAUUAACUGCAUAUGAUUUAUGCCAGAGUGUUUUUUUAAUAACCUAUAAAAAUAAUACGACUCAAUCACUCAAACCAGCCUGAUUUUUAGAAUUUCCUUGCAGCUUGAUGAUAGACCAAACAUACUGCUACGGCAUACUUUGUCAUCCCCAAAGGAUGUUAAGAAAACAACAUCCUUUUUACACUUCUCUCAGUAUUAAAAAUGACAAACAAUUAAAAAUGAUACAUAUUA